AUGGCCAAAGCUGCCACGACGGCGACCGACGACAAUGUCGAGAUCCUGGUCCACGUCGCGGCGCCAGCCAUGAGCAAGGACGACGCCACGUAUAGAGCGCUAGCAAACGCGUACCUCGCCUUUCAUCCGGCCUCUCGUACAUCCCUACCUGCCUUGACCUCGCAGCAUGCGCAACAGGGUCCCACGACACCAGAGCAGCAGCCGCCGUCGUCAAAGACGCACGAACCGUUCGGCCCCUCCUUUGAAUCCGCAGAGCUGUCGUUUGAAGGAGCAUGGGACAAUGCCGACUCCCCUCGACUCACAGCUUGGCCACAGAGCCAGCCUUACCAAUCGCCAUACGCAACGGGCGCCCCGUCGCACACAUCGCCGCCAGGCGACCAUGCCGAGAUGAUGGGUGCCGAGGACUCGUGGAUCGCGCCGCCGAGCACCGUCCCAGACUCAAUGCCCUGGAACGACCUUCGACUGCCAGAGCUCUCCUCUCCCAGUCGCACAAUGGAACACUUUCUCGGCCUGCUGGAAGACUGCUCGUCAUUCGACGACUCGGCGCUCGACGAUUCAGUCAUGGGAACGAGUCCCAUCCGACAAGGAGGGGAAACCGUCAAGUCUUGCGCCGUGGGCAAGGUCCCAAUACCGGGGAUGCGCCCGCCACUGCUCCCGCUGCCGUCGCAGCGGGCGCCUUCAAGUGAGCUCUGUAAUGUGGACUCGGACAUUGUCGUCCCCGCAUCCUCGUCCCUGCCUCCAGUCAUGCGGCGUGGCCUAUCUGGUUUUGUUUCAAGGGCCGAGGACAACAGGGCCGAGGGGAACAGAGCCGAUGAUAGUAUCAUCGAAGAGACAAUUCUCGAAGAGGAAAUCUUCGAAGAGAAAAUCCUCGAAGAGAAAAUCCUCGAAGAGAAAAUCCUCGAAGAGAAAAUCCUCAAAGAGAAAAUUCUCGAAGAGAAAAUCCUCGAAGACACGACUGUCGAGGACACGACCGUCGAGGACACCCCCCUACCCCGCCUGAAGCGAAAUCGCCCCCAUCAUUCGCGCGCCGGUUCAGAUCCUCUCCCGAGCAAGCGCGCAAGGCUGCCCUCUCCAAAUCGUCUGGCGCGAAGCUCAAGCGACACGGGGCCCGCGUCCCCCAGUCCACAGACCCCAGCCUAUCCCUUGACGCUGCGCAACCCAUCCGACUCGGCCUUCAUCUCGCUGCUCGAGAUCGAAGCCCCGGCUCCCAAGACGUCCGCGGCAUCUCUCUCGCCAGACGACCUGAUCACCCCCAACAUGCACCUCCUCAUGCGCUCCUUCGGCCUCCCCCGGCGCCUCGACUCGGUCACCCGCCAUCGUGCCCUCAAGCCGUUCGAGCGCGGGUACUGGCUCCUGGACUGCGCCGGCUGGGAACCGGGCCUCGCUCAGCGGGCUUGGGGCUUCCUGUACAACUACAUCACGGACGGAUUCGCGGGCUGGGGCAGCCGUUGCGUGCGGGAGGCGGGGUGGCAAUGGAUCCGGUUCUGGAGCUUCGGCCAUGUUGCCAAUCACGUCUAUCUCCUGCUCCACGUCGCUACCGAACGGGCGAUCAAAUCGGAGGAGAUUUCCUGGGUCGACGGUGCUGGCGAGGUCGUCCUGGUCACCAAGGGGCAUGCAUAG
Messenger RNA from Verticillium dahliae VdLs.17, 1620 nucleotides. RefSeq lists its product as uncharacterized. The record is from RefSeq and is a predicted model, not a curated record. Bases 1 to 1620 code for a protein of 539 amino acids. Lineage: Eukaryota; Fungi; Ascomycota; Sordariomycetes; Glomerellales; Plectosphaerellaceae. The transcript has a single exon.